Messenger RNA from Penicillium longicatenatum, 1182 nucleotides. RefSeq lists its product as uncharacterized. The record is from RefSeq and is a predicted model, not a curated record. The coding region runs from base 1 to 1182 and encodes 393 amino acids. Gene Ontology annotation, molecular function: O-methyltransferase activity. The transcript has 6 exons. Lineage: Eukaryota; Fungi; Ascomycota; Eurotiomycetes; Eurotiales; Aspergillaceae.
AUGCCUGUGUCAGAGGCCCUCGCGAAGGUCCAGAAUCUCAUUUCAGAGGAGGCAUCAGGAAACAAAGAUGCUCACGCAGACCUUCUCAGGGCAAUUCGGGAGCUGCAGCUUGCCGUCGAAACGCCGUUGGAGACUACCUCUCGAGUGAACUUUCAGAUGCUGCAAAAUAUCUCUAUUCGAGUCGCUAUCGAGCAUCGAUUCCUGCAUAUCCUCGUUGCCCUUGAUAAGCACGUUUCCGCUACGGAACUGGCUCAGGAGACGGGGGUGGAUGUUUUGUUGAUCGUCCGAGUAAUGCGCAUGUUGACGGCCAUUGGUUUCUGCGAUGAAGUCGGCUAUCAACUAUAUGCUGCUAACGAUAAGACGCGCUUCAAGAUCCUUCCAGGAUCAGUUGCAGCCGAGAAACAUCACUUCGAUCUCGAUUUCGGAAUGGGCGGGCGACUAGUAGACUACAUGCGCGGACCUGGAAUUCAACAAUUCGCCGACCAACCCGAUGCUAUCACACUCUUUAAAUAUGCCCAUGGUACCGAUGUCAUCUUCGGUCUUUUGGAGCAGAACCCGGAGCAGAAACAAGCUUUCGACGAUUACAUGGCUGCACGUCGCGCAGAUGACAUGCCACAGUGGUUCGAAAUCUACCCAGCAGCAGAGGAAGUGGGCCCGCUUCGGGAAUACCCGAGUGCAGCUUUGAUGGUUGAUGUCGGUGGAGGCCCUGGACAAGAACUGGCAAGAUUCAAGGAGCGGUACCCCAAUCUUCCGGGUCGAUUUGUCCUUCAGGAUCUUCCAAUUACAUUGAGCCGCAUUGAGAAGCUACCAGAAGGGAUUGACGCCAUGGAGUAUGACUUUUUCACUCCGCAGCCUGUCAAAGGCUCCCGGUUGUACUUCCUCCGAGAUGUACUGCACAACUGGUCGGAUACCAAGAGUGCCCAGAUCCUAUCUCGAAUCGUUGAGGCUAUGGAUCCAGAGUACUCAACUCUGAUUAUCGAUGAUUAUGUUCUUCCUGAUACCGGGGCUGAGCUCCGAGCUGCGGAAAUGGAUAUUCUCAUGUGGCUUCACACAGCGGGGCUGGAGAGAACAGUCUCUCAAUGGAAGAGCCUGUUCGAUACGGUGGGCCUGGAACUUGUCAAAAUCUGGACCUCUCCCCGCGGAAAUGAGUCUGUGUUAGAAACCAAGGUUCGGCGGAAAUAG